This is a messenger RNA of Centruroides sculpturatus (bark scorpion), 687 nucleotides long. RefSeq names its product thioredoxin-related transmembrane protein 1-like. NCBI's taxonomy places the organism in Eukaryota, Metazoa, Arthropoda, Arachnida, Scorpiones, Buthidae. The record is from RefSeq and is a predicted model, not a curated record. The coding region runs from base 1 to 687 and encodes 228 amino acids. The transcript has 8 exons.
AUGUCUAAAAUAUACUUAGACUGGAAAAUUUUAGCACCUACCAUUUACGCACCUUGGUGUCCUGCUUGCAAAUCACUAGAAACUACUUGGGAAGAGUUUGCAGCUUCUAGCAAAAAAUUAGGUAUUAGCGUUGGAAAAUCAGAUGUUACUACUAACCCAGGUUUAAGUGGACGGUUUCUAAUUACUGCAUUUCCAACAAUAUUCCACAUAAAAAAUGGAGUAUUUCGUAAAUAUACUGGGUCAAGAAGCAAGGAAGCUUUUAUUAGCUUUAUAAAAGAAGAAAAAUGGAAUGAUAUAGAACCUAUACCAUGGUGGAGAAGUCCAUCAUCUAUUCACAUGUCAGCAGUAUCUUCGUUUUUCAAAUUGGCACUAUCAAUUCGAGAAUAUCAAGAUCACUUAACUGAAGAGCAUGGCAUACCACAAUGGGCAUCUUAUGUCAUAUUUGCUCUGGGAAUCAUUAUUAUUGGAACAAUUAUUGGAAUAAUUUGUGUCUGCGUAUUAGAUUUUGUAUUCCGUCCUAAAAGUCCAUUACCUGAAUACAUUCUUCCAGAUGAGACAAAUAAUAAAAAAGAGGAUACAAAUGAAAUUAAAGAAUCAAAGGAAGAAGAUGUUUUAGAUGAUGAAUCCAGUUUAUCCGAAUCUGGAAGUGUCAGAAGAAGGAAGGUAGAAGAAUCAGAAAAAAACUGA